AUUGUCCUUCGACCUUCAAAAAAUUCCUGGAUCCAGACGGUGACUCGGAUCACCUCCAAAAUCUAAUCGAUUCUUACUCGUGCUCUUCCGGACAUCCUGUAAAAAUUUGGUGAAAAUCCGUCCAUGACUUUUUGAGUUAUGCUGUUAACAGACAGACAGACAGACACACACACACACACACACACACACACACACACACACAGACAAACAAACUCCGGUGAUUACAUAACCUCCUGGCGGAGGUAACUAUGAAGGUUGGACUCUGAUCACACAUGUAAAAUUUCAGGCAGAUUGGAGCAUGUACAGGCUAGUCGUAGAGCUUUUCCUAUCCAUCCACCAGGGGGUGCUGCGGCCUAGAGUGUAUUUUGGCCAAUGCAUGUGAUCAGGAUUGGUCUCUGAUCACACAUGUAAAGUUUCAAGCAGAUCGGAGCAUGUACAGGCUAGUUUUAGAGCAUUUCCUUCCAUCCAGCAGGCGGCGCUAUAACUAUGGCUUUAAAUCAGAAUGUGAAUGUGAUCAGGGCAGGACAUUGAUCAUACAUGUAAAGUUUGAGACAGACUGGAGCAUGUUCAGGGCAGUUACAAAGCAUUUCCUGGUUCAUGGCGAAUUGUAAAUUUCCAGGGGUCGCUAUUUCUACUCAGACUUUUGCGGAGCAUUUUGAUAACUUUUGAUCAGCCAUGCCUGCUGUACAUCCUGGCCAAAUUUCAACUCGGAUGUUAAAAGUAGAGAAUCUAUCUGCAAAUCAAUAUGACCUAAAACUGUACAAUGUAUGAAAAAAAUAAUACAGUGGAGCAAAGCACUGCAAUGAUAUGAUUUUAUCUCGUCUACCAGACAGACUCUUGUGUCUAACAAACAAUUCUUUGAUUAAUUGUUGUGGAUAUGCACUGAAGGUGACUUUUCUCCAGCUUUAGUCUUGCAGCUUUUACAGUUAGCCACAGAACAGACUUGGCACUUUUCACUGUGUAUUUCAAAAUGUAAGCAGUAAGAAACUUCAAAAGCUUGAGUGGCCCCUCUGAGUUUUCAUCUCUGCACUCAUCAUUGGACCACACUCUGCUGGAAACCUUUACAAUAUAAAGCAUCACAGACAUCAAGAUUGUUAUUCGAAGCAGAUCAGCGUCGAAGCUGAACAGGUGAGAUGUUAUGGUGAUGUGCGACAUGUAGGACCAAGUAAAUAUAACGAUUUGUUGUGCUACUGUACGUUUUAAUCUUUUAUUUUGAUACUAUGGCAUCAGUAUAGAAAGUGAAGUUCUACCUUCUCUGUAACUCAUUUCUAAUUUCCCUUUUCCCGCUGUUUGCUUGAUUUUAUUUCCACUUUUAGGGUUUUCUUUCUCUACAUAUGAGUAUGAAAUUCAGGAAUAUGACAAAUAUUAAAGACUUUAUUAUCACUGGAUUCCCUGGACUUGCACCUGAGUAUUAUGGACCGGUGUCUCUUCUACUUUUUAUGGUUUUCCUUGUUAUUGUGAUCGGAAAUGUUUUCAUUUUAGCUGUCAUCAUGUUAGAGCGGAAUCUUCACAAACCAACAUACUGGAUCUUUUUUCACCUGGCAGUGACAGACCUUGCAUUCGGAACUGUGACUCUUCCAAAAAUCAUUGCCAGAUACUGGUGGAAUGACAUGGUAUCUUCGUUUAGUGUCUGCUUCACACAAAUGUAUUUUGUCCAUUCUUUGGGAGCUGUUCAUUCUUUGAUUUUGCUGAUGAUGGCAUUGGAUCGCUUUGUUGCCAUAUGGCUUCCCUUCAGAUAUCCUCUUCUAUUCACAAACCAAAAUGUUUCUAUCGCUUGUUGCUGUUGCUGGGUUUUAACUUUCAUUCGUAUGAUGGGGAUUGUGCUUCAUGCCUCAACGUUGCCCUACUGUGACCUUAAUAUCAUCAUGCAGUGUUAUUGUGAUCAUGUAUCGAUAACUCAGCUGGGAUGUGGUGACAAGGUUGCAUAUGUUAAGUCUGUUGCACUCGGAAAUGCAAUGGUCACUCUGUUAGUGCCUUUAACAGUCAUCAUUCUUUCGUAUUUUUUCAUUAUUGUAGCUGUUUUGAGAAUGCCUCAUACUGAGAGACGCCACAGAGUCUUGUCCACAUGUGCUCCUCAGCUCUUUAUCACCUGCCUUUACUAUGUGCCAAGAUGCUUUGUUUACCUCGCUAACAAUUUGGGAUUCAGCUUUAGUCCUGUUGCUCGUAUUAUUAUCACAAUGACGUACAGCCUCGUACCUGCCGUUAAUCCAGUGAUUUACUGUUUCAAGACUAAGGACAUUAAAGAGGCUUUGAUGCAGAGAUUUAAAAACAGAAAAAUAAGCAUUGCCAUUAAAACCGACUGUAGGCAAACUAUCAAGUAG
Molecule: messenger RNA, 2321 nt
Organism: Acanthochromis polyacanthus (spiny chromis)
Lineage: Eukaryota; Metazoa; Chordata; Actinopteri; Pomacentridae
Product: olfactory receptor 52B2-like
Exons: 1
Coding region: 1335-2321 (328 amino acids)
Biological process (GO): G protein-coupled receptor signaling pathway
Cellular component (GO): membrane
Molecular function (GO): olfactory receptor activity; G protein-coupled receptor activity
Source: RefSeq, a predicted model, not a curated record